CGUUCAGCGCUGUGUGGCUGCAGAUUUGCGGGUCUGGAGGAUGAGGAGCGGCGGGGACGCUGCUGCCUCUUCUCCACCGAACAAACGCUCGGUUCCGCCGUCAGUCUGAGGGAAACAUCCGCAGCCAUGGCCUCGGACAACUGUCUGUUUGUGUGGUCUGAUCAGUGUGUCAUUGUGUGUCCCCUCUCCCUCUCCCUCCUCCUGCCAGUCACCCCAGAGGCCAUCGGCUUCCUGUCGGCGGUGGGCGUCUUCAUCGUGGCGUUGGCCGUCCUCUUCCUCUUCAUCAACAAGAAGCUGUGUUUCUCGCGUGUCGGCGGGCUGCCCUGUCUGGAGCAACAUGGCCGCCGGAAGAAAGGACGAGUGGGAGUCCGCCAGGGGCUCGUGAACAGCUACGGUGACGAUGAAGACGAUGUCAGCAGCUCCUCUGACAGUGAAGAAGAGGUCCUGAAGCAGUUCGAGAUCUCUGUGUCGCGCUCGCAGAGUUUCCGCACGGCGGCGUCCAACGGCAGCGAGCAGCAGACCCAGCAGACGCAGCUGGCUUUGGGUCGACGCCACAAAUUCACCCGACUGUCGGACCAGGAGGAGGGCAGCACGGAGCCGUCGGACUGCGAAGAAAUGGAGGCUCAGAACCGGCAGGGUUUCCAGGACCCGCUCUCUGCGGCCGUAGAAGAGAGCGAGAGGGCGUCUGCGCUGGACAAACCCGCCAGACUCGAGGCCUCGGGCGAUAGGCAGAGCCCCUCCCUCAGUAUGAACCGACAGGCAGCCGACGGCAGCGAGGACACGGCGGAGAAGACCCUGGAUCUCGACAAAAACGAUGCCACAGACAGCUCCUCCACCUGGAGCCCCGAGCAAGAGCAACCUCCCGACGAGGUCUCAUCUCAGCCGGUCAGCUCCUCCCCUCGACCUCCCAUCUCUAAAUGUGGAGACCUGGUCCUCUCCCUGGAGUACCACCCUGACACGGAGAAGCUGCUGGUCUCCGUGAUCGCGGCCCGGGACAUCCCCGACAAGGCCCGCAGCGGGAUGGACUCCUGGCAGGUGCACAUGGUCCUGCUUCCCUCCAAGAAGCAACGCCAGAAGACGUCGGUGCAGAAAGGUUCGCUGCCGCACUUCAACGAGACAUUUCGCUUCUCGCGCCUGGAUCCGUCGGAGCUGCACAUGUCGGCCGUCAGGUUCCGGCUGUACGCGCUCGGAGGCAGGAUGUCCCGUGAGCGAAUGAUGGGAGAGAAGGUGCUUCGUUUAGGCGGGCUCGACCCGGAUGGAGGGACGAUGGAGACGACGCUGGUUCUGGAGCCUCGCAGUAACCUCAAGAGUGUGGACUCCCAGCUGAGCCUGUCUGCUGUGUCUCAGAGCGACAGCGCCUCAUCCACUCAGUCUCUGACCCACGGCGGCGUCCCCGAGCUGCUGGUGGGUCUCUCCUACAACGCCACCACGGGACGCAUGUCUGUGGAGCUCAUCAAGGGCAGCCACUUCAGAAACCUGGCAAUCAACAGACCACCAGACACCUAUGGGCGGCUGACUCUGCUGAACUCGGUCGGUCAGGAGAUCUCGCGCUGUAAGACGUCGGUGCGCCGCGGCCAGCCCAACCCCGUCUACAAGGAGACCUUCGUCUUCCAGGUGGCGCUGUUCCAGCUGUCAGACGUCACGCUGCUGGUCUCCAUCUACAACCGCCGCAGCAUGAAGCGCAAAGAGAUGGUGGGCUGGAUCGCUCUGGGCCAGAACAGCAGCGGCGAAGAGGAGCAGCUGCACUGGCAGGACAUGAAGGAGAGUCGAGGACAGCAGGUCUGCCGCUGGCACGUACUGCUGGAGGCGUAACGGCCACCCAGAUUAAGGAUUUUUUUUUAUUUUAUUGAGGAAUGGAAAGAUUGGAUGUGCGGACAGGAGGAUGCAUGUGGUUUUGAGAGGCGAUGGAUUCUCAGAGCGGUGGACAAACAUUGAACCUGGCUGGUUAUUUAAUGUCAACACGAAGGAACAAAUUCAUCUGCUUUUGGAGGCUGACACAAGUUUAAAAUCCGGUAUUUUUGUUGAUGAAUAAGGGAGUGAAUGAAUGAAAGAAGAACGCCUUCAGCAAGGUUACAGAAACUCACUGGAUUCACUCAAGUGGCAGAUGAAGAUAGAAUAUAUCUUUGUGAUGUAAAAGCUUUAUAAAAUUGUGGAAUUUCACUUUUCCUUCUCUAUACAAAGCCUUCACUGUCCGCGGCCUCCAAAAGGAGCUGAACAUUUGUCCUUCACUUAUAGCUCUCAUCGGUGAAACAGCUCUGCUGUGAGGCGAGGGAGCUGCAGUUUAGUUUUUCUAGUGAAAUGCUGUGUUAGAAAGUACACACAAAGUAGAGGUGUGUGUGUGUGUGUGUGUGUGUGUGUGUGUGUGUGUGUGUGUGUGUGUGCGUGUGUGACUUGUUAUUUCUAAAUCUUGCUGUUCUUUUACUGCUACAGCUGUGAACUAACGCAGACAGGAAACAGAAAGAUGCAACAGCCUGAAAAUUUAACAUCAGAGACACAGCAGGGUCGACAUCUUGAGAUGUUUGUUCCAGUUUGGGUGUGUAGGAAUAGUGGAUUUUAUACGAUGAUGUUGGUAACUUACAUAAGUAAAUGAAUCAGAUAGGACAGCGUCUGGAUCCGGGUCCAGACUGCUGUCAGCCAAUCGGUCAGUCCCUCCUGGAAGUUGCAGUUUAGACCAAUCAGCAGGAUAUUUACGCAGUCCCCGCCAAGUAGAAAUGUUGACACGUAUGUACUACUAGUGAUUUUACUCUUACUGGAACAAGCUGCCUUUGAUUUUUUAAUGAAAUACAUGAAAACAAACUUUCUUCAUGCCUAAAAACAUCAUGGAUCACAAUCUUUUUUAAAAGCUGCUGUAAAAUCAAACAUUUUAGGUCCCAACAACCCCCCCAAAAAAGUCUGUGAAGUCCAGGAGAGACGGGUUAGUGACCUUCAUGCGAGUGCAGUGGUUCCCAACCUGCUAGAGGUCACCAAACCUUCACUGAAGGUCAUAAGGCCUUCUUGAUUUCAUUGUGUGUAAGAAAACUGUUUUCUAAUCUAACAAUGGCCAAGAGCUAGAGACAAGAAAACACUGAAUUGGUCAAAAAGGAAGCCUUUUAAGUCGGUAUGACUUAUAAAAUACAUAAUACAGACAGAUAAUUGUGUAAAAACAGGAAAUAAUCUGCUCCAAAUCCAUCCAAAUCUCUCGUUUUACACAAACUUCCUGCAGUUUCUGAGUUCACUGUUUGUAUUAAUUGUACAGUUUUUAAUAUAAUAUGAAAUAUCCAUAAAAUAUAUACACUUAAUCAGUUUAUUAAAUUAUAGAUAAAAAAGGGUCCCUGAAGGAAAAAGGUUGGGAACUGCUGCAGUCGGGGACGGAGAGAGAGAGAGAGAGAGAGAGAGAGAGAGAGAGAGAUGUGCCCAUAAAAUGCUGAGUACAGAAACAAACAUGAGAGCAGAAGUGAAGAUAUUCUCUGAUUCAAGUGGAGGAGGAAGGCGUCUCAUUCAUAUUCAGCACUCAUUCAUAUUCCGACACAUGUGCUACUACAGGCAGGAAGUCUCCAGCAGCUGGAGACUCUCAACCCCCUCCCCCACCGCCACCACCCUCCUCCUCCACCCUCGUCCACACUGAAUGAUGUUAUUUGGCCUCGGCUCGAGCUCCUUCACAGGGCAAAGAAGCUCAUUUCAACACCCAUCAUCUCUGAGCUGAAAAGAGGCUUUAAAUAUCUCACUGCAGCUGUUAAUAACAUGCACUGAAUUACCCUGGAAGUGUGUUUUUUCCCCCUCCACGCUCUCUCUCUCGGUGGUAAUUGGUAGUUAGAGCCGUAGAAUCAGUACAGUGUGAUGACGGUAAUGCCGCUGCUAAUGCUCAUCCUCUUCCAGUCUGAGCAUCAUCGAGUCAUAAGGCAGCAGUUCGGCCCGCAGGGGGGAUUAUUAUUUGUUUGUGUAGACAGAUACUGUAGCUCCGAAACCCCCCUCAGGGGUUCACACGGCGAGAGCACAGAAGUGUUUAUUUGUUUUAUUUGCUUGUUUUUCGGGGCAGGUGACAAUAAAAAGCCUCUUUAAAAAAUGUCGAAGUGCAGCUCGGAAACUGUGGAAAAACUGCGAGAAAAUGAAAGAUUUAAUGGGUGUAAAGGGGGAAAAGGUAGGAAGUCAAGCAUAACAAAUUAACUGAGGGCUUGUGAGUUAAAGGGUCAGUUCAACCAAAUCACAACAAGAAUCCAGAGGUUUAUUUGGUGCCUCCGUCCCAAUACAAUGGACACAAAUACAAUUCUAGCACAGACGAACGUUAUAUAUAUAAAUAUCUAUAUGAAGAUGUUGGCACAAGAACUUGUUUUUCCAGAAAUUAAUCUUGUGUUUUGCAUAAUCCUCAGACUUUAACUCUUUUCUAGCAAAUAUUUGUAUUUAACCAAGUUAAGACCCGUUGAGAUCAGCGAUAUCUGGCAGCAUAAAAGCUUCCAGACUACACCGAUAACCACAAGAGAAACAUUCAACAUUUACAUUAACGUGUCAAAUAUAAGUAAAAUAAAAUAAGUGAUUCGGGGGAAGCUUCCAGCGGAGACGGCUGAAAAGUUAAGUCAAAGUUAUUUCCAAGGGCACAAUUACUGGAUGGAUUUUGUGUCUGUUAAACGCAGGAAACAAGCUGUAAACGCUGUGUGUCUCAUGUUUAAACUGCUGAUAUUUAAUGGAGACUACUUCAGGUAUAAAUGAAGCCUCGUGAAGAAUAGGAGUGCUGCAACUGUGCAACAAAUGAGUAUCUAACCGCUGUACUUUACCGAAGAUAAAACAAAUUAACCCUCCAUUAAGCCCCUCUCCCCUUAGUUACUGUUGCUACGCCUAUCAAGCUUUCUGUCCUAACAUAAAGUUUAAAAUGUUAGCAGCAGAUUUACUUAGUUGAAUAAGCAAUUAAAACUUCCCCAAACAAAAUAAAGAGCAGUUCAGAGUCGCUAAAGUUAGCCUAAACUGGGAUUUAGGCUUGUAGCAUCCAGAACUGGCUCCAAAACCUACAAAAUGAAAUAUUUAGGUCCUGAUAUGUUGUUUAAAGUAUUGCUGGGUUACUACUGUAGGUAGUAAGCUGACGUUAGCAGCUAGCAUUAGAGCAAACAAACUCAGUGUUUAUUUAAUUCCUUUACUGUUCUUUCUCAUGUUGUUGGUUUAAAAAUGUAUAACAGCAACUUCCAAACCCUUGGGGGGGAAGAGUUUAGCAAACAGUCAAUUUCUUAUUUGUAAUUCUAGCUAGCUAGCUGGUGCUUCCAGAAAAGGUUUUCUUUGACUUUGCCAAUUUAGGUUUCAAAUUAAGUCAACAAACUUCGCCUGCAAAGCAGUUCUGUGAAGAUUGUAAGUGUUUGGGGACAUUAACAGACACUUUAACAGAGCCUUUAAAAUGAUUGCAUCAAUAAAAUGUUGUUAUUACUUCACAGUGAGAUAACAAACACAUCCCCGGACAGAAAAAAAACAUCUUAUUGUACAAGAAAACUGUACUAAAACACUUUUUUUACAGCCUAUUUGUUGGUGUAAUUUGUCAAUAAGUCAUCUAAAUGCUGGUAUUGAUCUUCCAGCUAUUGUUAAAAUACAUUUUAAUUUGGCAGAUGAGUCACACUGACUGUCACAAGAUAUCAGCACUCCUAUUCCACAGGCUUCAUCCACGUGAGUGUGAAUAGUGACAUGAACUAUAUUUACUGCACAGACUGAUAUAUUUUAUGCAUGUUGAGUUGUUGUACAGAAUCUAUAAUAUCUAUUCUAUAUUUUUUAAAAUAGUCGAUGUUUAAUGUUCUUAAGUAUUUCCCAAGAUUUCUAUGGUAUUCACACGUCUGCAUGCUCAGUUCUAGAUCCCAGGUUGUAUUACGGAUGUGAGACAAUCAGAUUGUGCUGCAGAUGUGAUACAGUUGUGAUACUCUGAUGAAGUGCCUGUAACAUUUCGAGAUGAAACAUAUCCGCGGUGACAAAGAGAUUAUCCAAAUUUGCAUGAAGCCUUUUUUCGUCGUUCCCUGUGAAUGCUGCUGUAGGACUGUAUGCAUGGACGGUGACUGCAGGGCGGGCGUCCUGAUGUCGGGGCCAGGACCGGGGCUGAAGUCGGACCAGAUUCAGUAAAGUCUACACGGGGAUCGAUAACCAAGAUCACCUCAAAAUACAAAUAUAGACCAAAAUACGACUCAACUCACCGCAAAAACAUCUGAGUAGUAAUUGAUCUUCUUAUCUAAAUCCUUAACAAGAGAACGAAUAAGUAAUUCCCAAAAAUGUUAGUGUCAGAGUUUAUUUUUGACAUAAAUUGAACCAUAUUCAAGAUCAGAAACGGAAAAUUAAAGAUAAAUGGUUAUAAUAUUAGUCCAAAAACAAGACUUUUUUAAAUUCUAAAAUAUACUUUAUUAUUUAUUGUCAUUUUUAUAUGUUUUAAAUACAUUUUUACUAAGCCCCGCCCCUUUUUGGUCAACUUUCUCCGCCAUGUGCUAAGAUAGUCUUUGCUGAAAAGAAACACAUUUUUAAGAUGGUUGAAAGAUCAAAAUUAAAUAUAUAGUCGCAUCUUAAGUUAGAAAACCUACUAAACGUACUAAAGCUACAGGUUAGCUAACAUUAGCUAUCAUUGUUAUUUGGGUGCAAACCAAAAAGGGGCGGGACUUAAGAAGGGUCAAUAAAACACAAAAACUACAACACAGCUCUUCAUUUUCUGAAAAGAUCUUCACUGACAAAGUGGAACCCGUAGCUACAGUAGACAACACUGAGUCUUGUCUGACAGAGACGCCACAGUCCUGUAGAGACUGUAGACCUGCAGUCCCUUUAGAGACUGUAGAGACUGUAGACCUGCAGUCCCUUUAGAGACUGUAGAGACUGUAGACCUGCAGUCCCUUUAGAGACUGUAGAGACUGUAGACCUGCAGUCCCUGUAGAGACUGUAGUCCUGCAGCCCUGUAGAGACUGUAGAGACUGUAGACCUGCAGUCCCUGUAGAGACUGUAGAGACUGUAGACCUGCAGCCCUGUAGAGACUGUAGUCCUGCAGUCCUGUAGAGACUGUAGAGGCUGUAGACCUGCAGCCCUGUAGAGACUGUAGUCCUGUAGAGACUGUAGACCUGCAGUCCUGUAGAGACUGUAGUCCUGCAGCCCUGUAGAGACUGUAGUCCUGCAGUCCUGUAGAGACUGUAGUCCCGCAGUCCUGUAGGGGCUGUAGUCCCGCAGUCCUGUAGAGACUGUAGACCUGCAGCCCCGUAGAGACUGUAGUCCUGCAGCCUGUAGAGACUGUAGACCUGCAGCCCUGUAGAGACUGUAGUCCUGCAGCCUUGUACAGACUGUAGACCUGCAGCCCUGUAGAGGCUGCAGUCCCGUAGAGGCUGUAGUCCCACAGUCCCGUAGACGCUGUAGACCUGCAUCCCCAUAGAGACUGUAGUCCUGCAGUCCUGUAGAGACUGUAGACCUGCAGCCCCGUAGAGACUGUAGACCUGCAGCCCCAUAGAGACUGUAGUCCUGCAGUCCUGUAGAGGCUGCAGUCCCAUAGAGACUGUAGUCCUGCAGUCCUGGUCCGGGCCUGCGCAUGCUGAGCCCCUGCGGCACCCAGAAAGCACUUUUUGUACCAAGUUUUGUGGUUGCCAAUAAAACCCAGAAGAUCCCUGCUGUGGGAACGUC
Molecule: messenger RNA, 7587 nt
Organism: Dicentrarchus labrax (European seabass)
Lineage: Eukaryota; Metazoa; Chordata; Actinopteri; Moronidae
Gene: syt16
Product: synaptotagmin XVI
Exons: 7
Coding region: 127-1812 (561 amino acids)
Source: RefSeq, a predicted model, not a curated record